Molecule: messenger RNA, 4906 nt
Organism: Acanthochromis polyacanthus (spiny chromis)
Lineage: Eukaryota; Metazoa; Chordata; Actinopteri; Pomacentridae
Gene: pycr3
Product: pyrroline-5-carboxylate reductase 3
Exons: 7
Coding region: 442-1644 (400 amino acids)
Biological process (GO): L-proline biosynthetic process
Molecular function (GO): pyrroline-5-carboxylate reductase activity
Source: RefSeq, a predicted model, not a curated record
CUUGCGUUAGCCGCAGUUUUUCACAGUAGCUCCUCACGUCGUCGUUCUGUCACUCCGUGUUACUUUAUGGUUGUCCAGUCAACAAGACACACGUGCAUUGUAUUUCUAAUCUAAUCUUUCCUGGAUUACUUUCUAGAUAUCCCUAAUUCUAGCUAGGUGCAGCUAGGGGCUAGUUUGAGCCGUAUUGGUUCUAAAAGAGGAUUUUAUCAUUUUGUAGGUGCGACUUUCACGACCUGUAGGUCAAGUACCGCUAAGAAUUAAGCUAGCCAACACACAGCAUGCUAAUUAGCACCCUAGUAGUGUGAAUGUUGUACUGCUGGGCUCAUUAGCCUCCGAGCUAACAGGCUACGCUACUGCUACAAUGGACGACUCUGGUAUUAAAAACAGAACUGGGACGUGAAAGAGACGGAAUUAUUUCUGGAAAUUCUCAAAGAGCUGGACAUGAAGAAGUGCUUGGACGGGAGGAAAGUAAGGAAUAACAAACUGUUCAAGGUGGCACACAGGAGGAUGACAACGGCCGGUUAUCACAGAUCUGUGGACCAGUUAAAGUUUCGCUGGAAACUUCUCAAAAGUGCGUACUACAAGUGCAAACGGGAGCCCGACUCCCCGACCCCAACUAAAAUGCAGGGCUGGUGGCGGUAUGAAAAGACAAUGAUUGCGAUCAUGGAGUCCAGACACUCUCUGGUUGGAGCUGGUGUUAACUCUGAGAGGAACGAUGAGGUGACAGAAGACUCGGAUGGUGAAGCAUCAAUGCUGCACUGGCCGCAGCCCUACCCGAACAAUGGCACUCAGAACCUGGAUUUAAUUAUCAAAAUGAAUCCUGAGAUGGAUUCGCAGCUGAAGGUCAGCUUUAUCGGUGCAGGUAACAUGGCUUUCGGCAUCGCAAAAGGAAAUGUUCUUCCUGUAAACAUCAAAGUCAGCGCACCAUCCUCCAGGAACCAGGGACGCUUUCAGGAGCUCGGCAUUGCUGUAACUCACUCCAACAUAGAGGCGAUCUGUGGCUCAGAUGUGGUCUUUGUUGCAGUCAAACCUCACCUGGUCCCACUAGUUCUGAAUGAGAUCUCACAGCAUGUCACUGAUAGACACAUAAUAGUAUCUGUUGCAGCAGGAGUAACACUGGCUACAUUGGAAGAGCUUCUGCCAGAGAACUCAGUCGUCAUCCGGCUGAUGCCAAAUCUACCGUGUGUGGUUCAGGAGGGGGCUCUCCUGUUUACGCGGGGGUCCCAUGCAAAACAGGAAGAUGGUGCUCUGCUUCGCUCCUUGUUGCAUCACUGUGGUUUGGUGGAGGAGGGACCUGAAGCCUGGAUUGACAUCCACACCGGGGUGAGCGGAAGCGGAGUUGCCUUUGUAUACCUUUUUGCUGAAGCGCUGGCAGAAGGAGCUGUUAAAAUGGGCAUGCCCAGUGCUCUGGCCCACAGCAUCGCAUCUCAGACUGUUCUGGGUGCUGGGAGAUUAUUACGUGACUCUGGGAAGCAUCCUGCUCAGCUUCGCUCUGAGGUCUGCACUCCAGGUGGAACUACAAUCUACGGGCUUCACACACUGGAACAAGGCGGCCUGAGGGCUUCAACCAUGAGUGCCGUGGAGUCUGCCACAGAGAGAGCCAGGGAGCUCGGCCGAAAGUCAGCCGCAGGAAGCAGAAAAUAACAGCUGCUGGUCGCCUUUGAAAAACUAUUAAUCAAACAUUAACUUAAAAAAAAAUCCCACCAACAAACUGUCUGUUUUGCUCAGUGUCACAAUGGAACACAAGGAGGAAAUAGGACUUGUCGCUUUUUUUAUUUCACUGCAUGAUUUUUCCAUAAACAAGUACGUUACUUCUUUUUGUGUCUUUGACCACAACAAUUUGAUGUUAGCAAAAAGAAAACAUUGGUUUAACAUUGAUACUCACAAAUGAAAAAUGUGAUCGUGACCUGUGAUCUACUGUUUGGAGAGAAUGGCUGUUUUUCUGUGCACCAGUAAUCCUACGUGUUGGGAUUAAGGCAGGAAUGGAGCCCAAAUGAUGAUGUUACUUGUAAUCACAAUAAGAUGGGCAGUACUACCAUUUUAGUCACAUUUACUGAGGGCUGUGUUGUUCUUGGAGAGGCUUCAGGCUUUAUUCAGACCAUGGAAUUCCUUAGUAGCAGACAGUCCGAAGAGUAUCUGAGGCACAAAAAUCCAUGACCUAUAGAUGGAUAAAGUUACAUGUUUCAGCUCAGAGUAGUUGCUGACCAAUACUUCGGAUUUUCAUUUAUAAGAAGUUGGAGAGUCAUGAUUUCUUCAUCUUUAAAGGCCAGUGACUGUAUCCUUGAAGAGCCUCUUAUUUUGUCUUUCUGACUUGUAAACUACCCACAGUAUUAUUCUUGACAGAAAGCACAACUUCCUAUUUUUUUUCAUUAUUCGUACCAUCUACUGUAGCUUGAAUCCAACCAAAAAGCGUCUUAACUGAUGUACUGCCUUACUGGUCUUGAUGAGAUAAUUAUGAGCAUUUAAUGCAGAGUAGAAAUAGGAGUUGAAUAUAUUGAUGUAUUUUUUGUUUGAAAUAGUUAUUGAAUUAUAGCAUAAGAUUUUUGGCAAGGUAGAAGAUGCCCGGUUCGCAUCCCAGUCUGGGCCUGAGAUCUUUUUGCAUGGAGUUUGAAUGUUCUCUCUGUGCAUACGUGGGUUUUCAGGUCAGGUCAGGUUACUUUAUUUGUACCCGUAGGUAGAUUUGUUUUGCAGUCCAUGAGAUUACACCGCCCAUACAUAAAACAAAAACAAGAUAAAAACUAAAUUUAAAAAUUGAGACAAACAUUUAACAAUAAACAUUAAAUAUGAAAUAUUAAAGUAUUAAAAUGUUUAAAAUCCUCCAGGUUCUAUCAUCACAGCAAACAUAGGCAUAAAGGACAUAAAAAGAAUAAAAAGGGGGGUACACGUAUUGGUUGCAGAGGCAACCUCCAUUAAGAUCAAAAUUAAAACAAUUUAAAAAAUCUAAAAAGGUAAGUAAAAGUGUAAGUAAAACAAAGUGCAAAAGCAUGUGCAGAUAAAUAUAUGCAAAUAGACUACGAUUUAUUUAGCUCAGCAAUAGCGGCAGGGACAGAACUAUUCUUAUAACGCUUCGUUCUACACUUUGGAACGAGGUACCUCCAUCCAGAGGGGAGAAGCUGGAAUUCACUGUGAAGCGGGUGGGAGUCAUCAUUUAAAGCAGAGUUUGCAAUCCUCUGCAGCUGGUUAAUGUACAGAGAUGCUGGAUAGAGCUGAGGCUCCCCAAUGAGACGACUCGCCCACUUUACUACCAGACUCAAGGAAUUUUUGUCUUUUAAAGACGUUUGCUUGAACCAAGCCACCAAGGAAAAAGACAGGACUGACUCAAUAAAAGCGCGAUAGAACAUAAUCAUAGGUGUUCUAUCAACAUGAAAGUGCAACAGUUUCCUUAAACAAUAUAAACGCUGGUGAGCCGUCUUACACACCGCUUCACAGUUAGCUUCAAAGCACAGUUUUGAAUCAGUGAUUGUACCAAGGUAUUUAUAUGACUGUACACACUCGAUUGUCUGACCUUUGAUUGAGGUUAAGCAGUUCUGUUGAGGACUUUUCCUAAAAUCUAUCAACAUGUCUUUCGUUUUUGUUGUAUUUAGCUGAAGGUUUGACUCCUCACACCAAGCAACAAAAUCAUCAACAAUUAGGCCAUGGCUGGACUCUCCCCUUUUAAGUAAACUUACAAUAACAGAGUCGUCCGCAUACUUUAUGAUUGCUCUGUUUUCAUAUAUGCUCUGACACGCAUUUGUGUACAGAAUAAACAGUAGAGGGGAAAGCACACACCCUUGUGGUGACCCUGUGGAUGUGUGUUUUAGGUCAGACAGAACAUUGUUAACCCUGACCCUUUGUGUCUUGUCAGUUAAAAAUUAUAGGAUCCAGCCUACCAAGUUGUUACUUAAAUUGAACUGCAGUAACAGCCUUUCUAUCAAGAUGUGGAGCUGGAUGGUGUUAAAAGCAGAAGAAAAGUCCACAAAUAAGAGCCUGGCAUGAGUCCCAUUCUCAUCCAAGUGUUUAAAAAGCAUGUUAGGCAGUGUUAGCGUUGCAUCCUCUACUGGGUCUAUAAGUGAACUGCAUUGGGUCCAUGGCACCUUCUGUUGUCCUUAGGAUCUCAUACCUAACCAAUUUCUCCAAAGUCUUCAUUAAAAUUGAGGUAAGAGCAACAGGUCUAAAAUCAUUUAAAGUCUUAGGACAGCUGCAUUUGGAGACUGGGACCACUACAGCAUUUUUCCAAAUGUUUGGGACUUGCUGUGUCUGUAAGGACUUAUUGAAAAUAAAAUGAAAGACUGGGCUCAGUUCUUUAGCACAGGACUUCGGUAGACGACCACAGAUAUUAUCUGGGCCAUGCUGUUUGUUGACUUUAACAGCAAGAAAAGCUUUCUCAACUUGGUCCAGCUGAAUGUUAAAGUGCUGAUCGUCCUUUAGUUUGUGACUGAGUUCCUGUAAUUCUGUGUAAUUCUCCAGGUACUCCAGGUUCCUCCCAGAGUAACUGGUGAUUCCAUACUGUCUGUAGGUGUGAAUGUGAGUGUGAUUCUUUGUCACUAUAUGUAGCCCUGUGAUAGACUGAUGACCAGUCCAGGUGUCCUCUGUCUUCUGGGAUGGACUCCAGCCCCCCGCAACCCUAAUGACGAUUAGGUAGUGUAUAGAUGAUGGAUGAAUGGAAGAUUUUUGGCCAAAUGAAGCAUAAGACUCAAAAUUAAGAAAAUUUAAGAAUAAUAAUGUUCAUGCAGUGGUUUUCCAAUGAUAGUUUGUCCCAAGUCUUGCUAGUGUAGUUAAUGAUUUUGUGUCUAACACAGUGAGUAGAAAAACAUUUGAUUUGAUCUAUGAUGCCCUGAGUGUAGAAUCAAUUUUCAUAAAGUGUCAUGGUAACAAGUUCUCUUUACCUUAUUUUUUAUUUGAAUUAAAGCUUUGGAAUUAGCCAUCA